UGUCGGGUAACCGUUCACAAAGAUAACACACCUACUUGAUUCAAAAUUGACCUUGAUUCUUCGCAGUCAGUUCAGUAAAGAACCUUUUGUUCAACGUAACGAUAUUUUCAAAUCGUCACUGUAUUUUUGAACGGAUUGACUUAACGACGACUUAACUGAUCAUCACCUGCAGCAUGGCUAACUUAGGGUUUUUAGCAACAGUUUGUGUGCUGGGUGUUCUAGCUGGUCAAGUGAAUGGUCAGUGUCCCGAUGCAGCCGCAUGUUUCAACGACCUGGGUAUUAACAUAACAAACCCUGCCGCCGGUCUGGACGGUAUAAUAAAGACGAUAUGUAGCAAGUCUGCCCAGGUAUCGCAUUGCUAUGAUGUUCUUUUGCAAUGUGCAUUAAUCGCUCCGGACAAAACUGUGCUUCCAACAGAGCAGGAAAUGCAAAUGGCUCUUCAAACGCUGUGUCAAAACCAAACUGAGCUUGAUGCCGGUAUUACCUGCCUUGUCCAACAACCGAAAUAUCCUACAGAGAUAGCAGCCUGUGCUCUCCAGAUCCAGAAAAGUGUUACCGGCCUGACGCCUGCUCAAGAGCGAAACCCAAAAGGAUUAUUCUGCAGCUUGGUGGAGCCAUUUUUUAACUGUGUCACGUCGAUGUCCUCUUUUCGAGGUUGUAACAGCGACUUUAAAAACACUAUAAUUGUCUUUGAAAAACAACUCCUGCCAGCAGAUUGUCCCAUAAGUUCUGGCAGUCCGAGGUUAGACUCUUGGCUGUUUCUCGGGGUCAUUGCCGCUCUGGUCGCAUCGAGUUUUAAACGGCUUUAAAUGGACCACCUGACCAUGAACCCGCAAUUACUAAAAAAAAACCGGAUUAAACAAUGAUUUUUCUUGUGGUAGUAUUUGUCACUCGAUCGUUUUGUCCUGUAUCAGAAAUGUUUAUUAGCAUACAUUAAUCAUAUCCUCAAUUUAUAUAUACAUGUAUAUAAUGUAAAAUCGUAAUUAUAAGACUGAAGGGUUAACUGUGAAGUUUUAAAAUUAAUAUUCAUGUAGUCAUCAUUUAAUAAAGAAAACAAAAUAAAGAAAUUGAAAUUA
This is a messenger RNA of Mizuhopecten yessoensis (Yesso scallop), 1076 nucleotides long. RefSeq lists its product as uncharacterized. The coding region runs from base 174 to 809 and encodes 211 amino acids. The record is from RefSeq and is a predicted model, not a curated record. The transcript is spliced from 5 exons. Lineage: Eukaryota; Metazoa; Mollusca; Bivalvia; Pectinida; Pectinidae.